Danio rerio (zebrafish) is the source of this 1810-nucleotide messenger RNA. NCBI's taxonomy places the organism in Eukaryota, Metazoa, Chordata, Actinopteri, Cypriniformes, Danionidae. The record is from RefSeq and is a predicted model, not a curated record.
UUCUACAGAAAACAGAAACACAAACAGGUUUGGAAGAAGCGAAGGGUGAGUACAUGGAGACAGAAUGUUGACUGCGAAUAUCCUUUUAAAGGGAUAGUUCACCCCAAAAAAUACUCACUAUUUACUCGCAGUCAAGUGCUUUCAAACCCUUAUGAGUUUCUUUCUCCUGUUGGAAACAAAAGAAGAUAUUUUGAAAAAGGUUAGAAAGAUUUAGAACCAUUACCAUAGACAGUAGAAACGACAAAUACAAUGGAAGUCAAUGGUUACAGGUUUUCAGCACCGGAUGAAGUGAAUGACGACAGUGUUAGCUAUGGAUUUGGAAAUGAUAUCGGUGUUUUUCCAGCUUCUCUCAGCAGCAGCACGUGAGCUCUGAUGAUCAUUAAUGAAGUGGCCAUCAUGCAAACAGAUCCUACAGGGCUUCUGUCAUCUGUAAGCUGAUCUGCACACGUGACGUGAUCCACUCACACACACACACGCUGAUCUGCUGUUCUCUGUGCGCUCCUGCAUUAGUGCAGAUCUCUCCGUGUGUUCAUGUAGAGUCUCCACCCAUGGAGAAGAGCGUGAUCAAAUUCAGCCACUGCCACAGGGACAUCUUCUGCUUCUUCGUGCCGGAUCAGUGUCCCGAAUGUGGGGAGAGUUUGAGCGGGAAGCGGCUGGAGGAGGCGCCCGUCUCCAUCCCAAACCCCUUCAGCAACGGACACAAAACCCCAUGUGCUUUUCUGGUGGCGUCAGCUGAAGACCGGCUGCUCAGGGACUUUGAUGGACAAUCUGAUCUGCAUACAGGAAUCACCAACACAAAUGGCGUGGUGUAUAAUUACACAUGUGCGGGUGUGCAGAGGGAGACUCAGGGCUGGGAGCGCUGCAUCUGUGUGCCGCUGGUGCAGCCGGAUAUGUUCAGUCUGAUCAGCCAAUGGGAUCAAUAUCUGGAGAAAUUCUCCACCGCUCAGAUGUGGGACCCGCUCUGGCAGAGCUUUAAUGAAGAGAGCCACAACUGCUUCAGCUUCACACUGAUGUUCAUCAACUGUGUUCUGGCCACGCAGUCCAAGCGCGCGCUCAGCAAAGAUGAGUUCACACACUCGUUCGUGCUCCCUCGCAUUAAAAGAGCCUCCAAAUACAUGAUGCUGUGCAGCCAGAUAACCCAGAACCACUUCUACAUCGUCAACAACCCGAGGAGAAACUCUCAAGACGACCCAAUGGAGGAAAACCACAACUGAUGGAGCUGCACUGCAAAACAACACUCAGUAUAUUCAUACAUCUUGUAUCAAGGUGACAGUGAGUCAUGAUGUGCCUGAUAAACACAAGUACACCGCUGGACACGCUUUACUACUGAGAUAUCUGCAUUUAUCGCACCCACAGUACGUCAAAUGAGCUCAAACAUGGGCUAUCAAUUGAUUUAUUUAUGGGGUCAACUGUUCCAUGCAACAUAGUCUCCUUCUGAAAACGUAGCCCUGUGUAUACAUCUAGAGACGGUGAAUUAUGCAGCUAGGGGAACGUACGGCUGCAUUUAGUCUAUAAAACGAACUCUACAGGACGGUAUGACGGCGUUCCCUUUUACGCUUACCAGAACUUGCUGACUCAAAAAGCGUGCACAGCAGCCUCUGGUGCAUUUGCAAAAACUGCAAAAAAACACCCCCCCCCCGGGAUGUAUUUGGCGCUCUCCGGAAAUGUAUACAGGGGCACGUAAUCUGAAUGCGCCUGGGUUGGUUCCGUGUGUAACUUGACCAUUUAACUACAAGUAACUUAGUUUAAUAAGUUGUAAUUAAUGUAAAAGCACAUGCAGCGAUCAUAAUAAAGCAGUUUCUCCCUCACA